This is a messenger RNA of Dictyostelium purpureum, 1881 nucleotides long. RefSeq lists its product as uncharacterized. The coding region runs from base 1 to 1881 and encodes 626 amino acids. The transcript has a single exon. Gene Ontology annotation, cellular component: mitochondrion; nucleoplasm; cytosol. Lineage: Eukaryota; Evosea; Eumycetozoa; Dictyosteliales; Dictyosteliaceae. Gene Ontology annotation, biological process: carbohydrate derivative metabolic process; glucose homeostasis; negative regulation of glucokinase activity. Gene Ontology annotation, molecular function: enzyme inhibitor activity; fructose-6-phosphate binding; enzyme binding. The record is from RefSeq and is a predicted model, not a curated record.
AUGACAUCAAUUACAGAAAAAGUUAAUGAAUUAUCAGUUGAUUUAGAUAAAGUUAAUAGUUUGGGUAUACUUAGAUUACUAAGACAAUGCGAUUCACAAAUUUUUUCAGGUUAUUUGGAUUAUCAAUCUAUUGUUGAUAAAGAGAUAGAAGAGGAAGUUAUUUUAUUGGUUGAAAGAAUAGUUGAACAAUUAAAUCAAGGUUUUUCCAUCAAUGUGGUAUCAACUGGUGCAGGUACAAGUGGCAGAUUAGCUUUCUUUAUUUCUCGUUCUUUCAAUAAAAUACUCAAAGAAAAAGGAUAUGAAAACCAAGUUAAAUUCAACUAUUUAAUUGCAGGUGGCGAUUUAUGCUUAACUGUUGGUAUGGAAGGUGCUGAAGAUAAUAUCCAUCAAGCUGUAAAUGAUAUUAAAUCGCAAUUAAACCAAGAAAAUGACAAGGAAAUUAUAGUAUAUAUCGGUAUUACCUGUGGUUUUAGUGCACCUUAUGUAGCAGCUCAAUUAGAUUUCCUUUUAAAUGAAAAUACAAAAGAAAAUGCCAAAAAACAACACAUCAUCUCAUUAAUGGGCUUUAACCCAAUAGAAUUAGCAAGAAAGUUAAAAAUCGAAAAGUGGGAAUAUUCAUUCAAUGAUAUUGUCGAAAGAUUAAACAAAUUAAAGCAUCAGCAAGAAUCAAAAUCUAGAAAUUAUUUUAUUUUAAAUCCAAUUUUUGGCCCAGAACCAUUAACUGGUUCAACAAGAAUGAAAUCUGGUUCAGGUACAAAGAUUUUAAUCGAACUAAUUUUUUCAUUAGUUUUAAAUCAUUGGAAAUCAAAUGAAUUCAAAUUACAGCUCAAUGGUGAUCAUCAACAACACUCACUAAAAUCAAAAUACUAUUUAAUCUUAAAAAAUUACGAACAGACAUGCAGAGAAACAUAUUACAAUAUCGAGCCUUUAUCAAAAGUAAUUGAAUCAGUCGGAAAUAGUUUAAAGAAGCGUUCUCACUUAUAUUAUUUAGCACCAGAGUCAUUAGGUAUUGUUGGUUUUAUCGAUGCAUCCGAAACCCUUCCUACUUUUGGAGCUCGUCCAUUAGAUGUUUGUGGUUUCCUUAUGAAUAGCAGUGGUGAAGAGGGUUGGUCAGUUAUGAAUAACCGUGAAGGUGACCUUUCAAGUGUUUCAGAUCAAUAUAAAAUCUCCCAAAAAGAUUUUACAAACAGAGUCUUACCAAAUACAACACAGGAUGAUACAAUCGUAAUUAGCAUUGGCUCAAUUCAACAAUUAAACCAAUUCAAGAGUGAAAUAGUACCAUCAUUAAUUCAACAUAUUAAACCAAACCAAUCAGUCAAUCUCAUUUACUUCAAACAAGAUAAUAAUGAUGACAAAAUUUUAGACAAGGAAAUUACAGAGCUCUCAAAUUCAAAUUUUACCUCCAAUAUCAAUUUUAUUAAAAUUCAAUUAAGCAAUAGCGAAAUCAUCAGCGGCUUACCAUGUUUCUAUGAAAUAUCAUUGAAAUGGAUUUUAAAUUCUUUAACUACUGGUGGUUUUGUUUUGGCUGGUAAAGUUUAUGGUAAUAGAAUGAUUGAUUUAGGUUUAACAAAUAAUAAACUCUUUUAUAGAUCAUGUGGAAUUAUCAACAGUAUUAUGAAGUUAAAUGACGAGGAAUUAGCCCGUAAAUAUUUAAUUUGUUCAGUUUACUCCAUCAAUUCAAUAAACGAUAUACCUCAAGAAAUUUUAGAGUUACCAGUUUAUCGUCACAUUGAAUACUGUGAAGAGUCAAAGAUUAAAUCAAUUGUUCCUGUUGCUUUACUUUUAGCUUCUGGUAAAUUUUCUUCACCUUCUUUAAUACGUGAUGAAAUCUGUAAACAACCAAUUAUUAGAUUGUUAUUAGAUCAACACAAACCAAAAUAA